CUCGCCCACUCCAAUCCCCACCCUCUCCAUCCUUAGCUGUUGAAGAACAGCAGCACCUGGCACGUUCCUAGAGGACCCAGGGAGCAGAAAGCGAAAGGGAGCUGGCGCGGGGGGCACUGCACAGGCAGCAUGCGCCCGCCGGGAGCAGCCUCGGCGCCCAAGGUCUGAGGCUGCAGCCCCCGUUCGCCAUUGUGAGCCGCCGGGGGAGCCAGCCGGCGCCACCGUCCCGCCGGGUCCCCGUCCACGCCGCGAUGGGGCACCUGCCCGCGAGCACGCGCGGCGGCCGCCGCCUGCUGCCUCUGCUCUGGCUCUUUGUGCUGCUCAAGAAUUCUACAACAUUCCACGUAACUGUCCAAGAUGAUAAUAGCAUCGCUGUCUCUUUAGAAGCGUCAGAUGUCAUGAGUCCAUCAUCUGUGUAUGUGGUGAAGAUAACUGGUGAAUCAAAAAAUUACUUCUUCGAAUUUGAGGAAUUCAACAGUACUUUGCCUCCUCCCGUUAUCUUUAAGGCCAAUUAUCACGGACUGUAUUAUAUAAUCACUCUGGUAGUGGUAAAUGGAAAUGUGGUUACCAAGCCAUCCAGAUCAAUCACUGUGUUAACAAAACCUCUUCCCGUAACCAGUGUUUCAAUAUAUGACUAUAAACCUUCUCCUGAAACAGGAGUCCUGUUUGAAAUUCAUUAUCCAGAAAAAUAUAACGUUUUCACAAGAGUAAACAUAAGCUACUGGGAAGGUAAAGACUUCCGGACAAUGCUAUAUAAAGAUUUCUUUAAGGGAAAAACAGUAUUUAAUCACUGGCUGCCAGGAAUAUGUUAUAGUAAUAUCACCUUUCAGCUGGUAUCUGAGGCAACUUUUAAUAAAAGCACUCUUGUGGAGUACAGCGGUGUCAGUCAUGAACCCAAACAGCACAGAACUGCCCCUUAUCCUCCUCAAAAUAUCUCAGUUCGUAUAGUAAACUUGAACAAAAACAACUGGGAAGAACAGAGUGGCAGUUUCCCAGAGGAAUCGUUCAUGAGAUCACAAGAUACAAUGGGAAAAGACAAACUCUUCCAUUUUACUGAUGACACUCUUGAAAUUCCCUCUGGCAACAUUUCUUCUGGUUGGCCUGAUUUUAACAGCAGUGACUACGAAACGACAUCCCAGCCAUAUUGGUGGGACAGUGCAUCUGCGACUUCCUGAAGUGAAGAUGAAUUUGUCAGUGUUCUUCCCGUGGAAUGAAAUAACAAUACACUCAGUGAGACUGAGAAAUCGACGACCAGCUCUUUCUCUUUUUUCCCUGUCCAAAUGAUAUUGAGUUGGUUACCACCAAAACCACCCACUGUUGAUGGGUUCCAUAUCCACAUGGAAAGAGAAUAAAACUUUACUGAAUAUUUGACAGUGGAUGAAGAGGCACACGAAUUUGUUGCAGAAUUGAAGGAGCCUGGGAAAUAUAAGUUAUCUGUUACAACCUUCAGUUCCUCAGGAUCUUGUGAAAUUCGAAGCAGCCAGUCAGCAAAAUCACUCAGUUUUUAUAUCAGUCCUUCAGGAGAGUGGAUUGAAGAACUCACUGAGAAGCCCCAGCAUGUGAGCGUCCACGUUCUAAGCUCCACCACCGCCUUGAUGUCCUGGACGUCUUCCCAGGAAAACAACAACAGCACCAUCGUGUCUGUGGUGUCACUCACCUGCCAGAAACAAAAGGAGAGCCAGAGGCUAGAAAAGCAGUACUGUACUCAGGUGAACUCAAGCAAAUCUAUUAUUGAAAAUCUGGUUCCUGGUGCCCAGUACCAGGUUGUGAUGUACCUAAGAAAAGGCCCUUUGAUUGGACCACCUUCAGACCCUGUGACAUUUGCUAUUGUUCCAACUGGAAUAAAGGAUUUAAUGCUCUAUCCCUUGGGUCCUACAGCAGUGGUUUUGAGCUGGACCAGACCUUACUUAGGAGUGUUCAGAAAAUAUGUGGUUGAAAUGUUUUAUUUCAACCCUACAACAAUGACAUCAGAAUGGACAACUUACUAUGAAAUAGCAGCGACUGUCUCCUUGACUGCAUCAGUGAGGAUAGCUCAUCUGUUGCCAGCAUGGUACUACAACUUUCGAGUUACCAUGGUAACAUGGGGAGACCCGGAACUGAGCUGCUGUGACAGUUCCACCAUAAGCUUCAUAACAGCCCCAGUUGCUCCAGAAAUCACUUCUGUGGAAUAUUUCAACAGUCUGUUAUAUAUCAGUUGGAUAUACGGGGAUGACACUACUGACCUCUCGCAUUCUAGAAUGCUCCACUGGAUGGUUGUUGCAGAAGGAAAGAAGAAAAUUAAAAAGAGUGUAACACGCAAUGUCAUGACCACAAUUCUCAGCCUGCCUCCGGGAGAUAUCUACAAUAUCUCCGUAACUGCUUGCACUGAAAGAGGAAGUAAUACCUCCAUGCUCCACCUUGUCAAGCUAGAGCCAGCUCCUCCAAAAUCACUCUUUGCAGUGAAUAAAACCCAGACCUCGGUGACUUUGCUGUGGGUGGAAGAGGGAGUAGCUGAUUUCUUCGAAGUCUUCUGUCAACAAGUUGGCUCCAGUCAGGAAAUAAAACUCCAGGAACCGAUUUCUGUUUCUUCUCAUGUCGUGACCAUCUCCAGCCUCCUUCCUGCCACUUCCUACAACUGUAGUGUCACCAGCUUUAGUCAUGACAGCCCCAGUGUGCCUACAUUCAUAGCCGUCUCAACAAUGGUUACAGAGAUGAAUCCCAAUGUGGUAGUCAUCUCGGUGCUGGCCAUCCUUAGCACACUGUUAAUUGGACUACUGCUCAUUACUCUUAUAAUUCUUAGGAAGAAGCAUCUGCAGAUGGCUAGGGAGUGUGGAGCAGGAACUUUUGUCAAUUUUGCAUCCUUAGAGCGGGAUGGAAAGCUUCCAUACAACUGGCGUAGGAGUAUAUUUGCUUUCUUAACCCUGCUACCCUCAUGUCUUUGGACUGAUUAUCUUUUGGCAUUUUAUAUUAAUCCUUGGAGUAAAAAUGGUUUAAAAAAGAGGAAACUGACUAACCCAGUGCAACUGGAUGACUUUGACGCCUACAUCAAGGAUAUGGCCAAAGACUCUGACUAUAAAUUUUCUCUUCAAUUUGAGGAGUUGAAGUUGAUUGGACUGGAUAUUCCACACUUUGCUGCAGACCUUCCACUGAACCGAUGUAAAAAUCGCUACACAAACAUCCUACCAUAUGACUUUAGCCGAGUGAGAUUAAUCUCCAUGAAUGAAGAGGAAGGUGCAGACUACAUCAAUGCCAACUACAUUCCUGGAUACAACUCACCCCAGGAGUAUAUUGCCACACAGGGGCCUCUGCCUGAAACCAGAAAUGACUUUUGGAAGAUGGUCCUACAACAGAAGUCUCAGAUUAUUGUCAUGCUCACUCAGUGUAAUGAGAAAAGGCGGGUGAAAUGUGACCAUUACUGGCCAUUCACGGAAGAACCCACAGCUUAUGGAGACGUCACAGUGGAGAUGAUCUCAGAGGAAGGGCAGGAUGACUGGGCCUGUAGACACUUCCGGAUCAACUAUGCUGACGAGGUGCAGGAUGUGAUGCAUUUUAACUACACUGCGUGGCCUGAUCACGGGGUGCCCACAGCCAACGCUGCAGAAAGCGUCCUGCAGUUUGUACACAUGGUCCGACGGCAAGCGACAAAGAGCAAAGGCCCCAUGAUCGUGCACUGCAGUGCUGGAGUCGGCCGGACAGGAACAUUCAUUGCCCUGGACAGGCUCUUGCAGCAUAUCCGGGAUCAUGAGUUUGUGGACAUCCUAGGGUUGGUGUCAGAAAUGCGGUCAUACCGGAUGUCUAUGGUGCAGACCGAGGAGCAGUACAUUUUUAUCCAUCAGUGUGUGCAACUGAUGUGGAUGAAGAAGAAGCAGCAGUUCUGCAUCAGUGAUGUCAUCUAUGAGAAUGUCAGCAAGUCUUAGUUCAAAAUCCAGACCAGACAGGACAUGAUGUGAACCCAUCCUCCCUUGCUUCCAAGAGUUUUUUGGGGGGCUCUACUAGCCAUUUGCUAAAAAGAGCCCUGCUUUGUAGUAUGUGGCCAAGGAGAUAAUUUAUCUCAUAGAAGCACCGGGAAGACUUAGCCUUAAAGAGCCUACAGUGUCUUUUUGGACUCUCACUUCUGGACAUUCAAUAAUGGACCAAAUUCAACUGGACACCAGAAAGGUCCAGACGCUCUGCAAAGGGCGGGAAGCACAACACUUCCGAAGAGUUUCGCUGGCCCUUUGCUGGUUGGGCUGAGUUUUUUGUUGUUGUUUUUAAGUGCAAUAAUUUUUGUACGUGUGUGAUUUUAUCAGAACGUUGAAUUGUUUUCUGCCCGCACUCUUGAUCCAGCUCGUAGCCCAAGAAGGAUCAGGAAUUGUUAGUGUCAAAUUAUACCUCAUUGUUAAAAAGAGGCAUGGCCACACAUGAAAAAAUGGCAAUUCUGCGUCAAGGAAAUUGAACCAGUGCUAUCUAUAAUCCAACAUAAGCUACUGGGUCAGGAGUGGGGAGGGUGGAUCGGGGGAGAGAGAAGGGUUCUUCCCACAGAUCAACUGCGUAUCUUUUCCAAAUAUGAAGAGCUGUAAUUCAGCUUCAAAGUAGAGUAGAAAAAAUAUUUAAGUCUUAAUUGUUC
Messenger RNA from Balaenoptera musculus (blue whale), 4585 nucleotides. RefSeq names its product protein tyrosine phosphatase receptor type O (gene PTPRO). The record is from RefSeq and is a predicted model, not a curated record. Gene Ontology annotation, biological process: negative regulation of canonical Wnt signaling pathway; axon guidance; podocyte differentiation. Gene Ontology annotation, molecular function: protein tyrosine phosphatase activity; cadherin binding; Wnt-protein binding. NCBI's taxonomy places the organism in Eukaryota, Metazoa, Chordata, Mammalia, Artiodactyla, Balaenopteridae. Gene Ontology annotation, cellular component: glutamatergic synapse; GABA-ergic synapse; plasma membrane.